Messenger RNA from Branchiostoma floridae (Florida lancelet), 441 nucleotides. RefSeq lists its product as uncharacterized. The transcript has 4 exons. The record is from RefSeq and is a predicted model, not a curated record. The coding region runs from base 1 to 441 and encodes 146 amino acids. NCBI's taxonomy places the organism in Eukaryota, Metazoa, Chordata, Leptocardii, Amphioxiformes, Branchiostomatidae.
AUGGCCUACGAGAUCGAAGCACCCGAUAAUGGGUUUUUGCUAGCAUAUAUGGAAGAGUUCUUCGACAGUCAAGCAGGGCCUUUCUACAACCUGUUGUCAAUGGGGUUUUCGGCGGAAGCAUUCGGCGUCCCCAUGGUAGCUUCUGGUGUUGUGCUUUACCUGGCCAGCGAAGGGGAGGACACCAGUGAGUUUACAGACAUUGUUACUGAGAAUAUGGCAAACGCAGAGAUACCAGACUAUGACGGAAUUAUAGGAUUGGCAAACUGUAUUGCAUUAGUGACGGCAUUUCCUCAGUUUGUGUCCGGUGAUGCACAAGUUUUCAGUUCCAUCUCUCUGGAGCAUUCCUUUUUGAAGUUAAGAGAUUUUUCCGAAAAUAACGGCCUACCCGUGGGGAAGGUGAACAUCGCCACGGCAUUCACAUUUACAGGUGUGCAAUUUUGA